This is a messenger RNA of Parnassius apollo (apollo), 444 nucleotides long. NCBI's taxonomy places the organism in Eukaryota, Metazoa, Arthropoda, Insecta, Lepidoptera, Papilionidae. The record is from the annotation of a GenBank genome assembly.
AUGACUAUGAGAUCCUGCAUAAAAAAAGCAAUUAAAAAGAACAAAAAUGAUCCCUGCCCAGAAGAGCAAUAUUUAUUUGAUGACAUUUUGGAAGCACAUCAUCAUGCUUUUGGGAAUCACCUUGAAUGCAAAACACAUUUCUGUGAUAAAACAGGAAAUGUGGAGCAAAAUGAUAUUCCAAGUGAUUUUAAGCUAAGUUCUCUGUGGCAGAGAAUCUGUAUUAUGAUUCAAGGUAUUGCCAGCCAUGCUCGAAGUUUACUUCAUGACGUGGACAGCAACGUGGUGGAACGCUAUCACAGCAUCAUUGCGAAAUAUGUAGGAGGGAAGAGAGUUAAGUUUUCCCUCAAAAAUUCGUAUGAGACGCGAUGCAUUGCUUCAGCAGUGUCGUUCAAUGAAGAAAAUUCACUGUCAAAACUAUAUAAGAAAAUGACCAACAAAAGCUGA